GGUAAAGGCAGAGAGAUUUUCAGCUUUCACAUACACAAUAGCCAUGGCUACAAUCAUAACAUUCGGUGGAACGCUCACCUUCUCAUCUCCUUCUUCUGCAACUUCUUGUUUUAGUAAGAGCAGAGUAAAAUCGUCUAACUGCUUUUUCAUCAAACCAUCUAAUGUUUCUGCUCCAAACAUACCAUCACUCAGUCUCUCCAGGAGAAGAAUUAGUCAUCGUGAGGGAGUAGCCUUAUCAUCUAACACAAGGAGGUUUCCUAAACUUAUUUCCUCUUGUAUGGGAACUGAUAUGUCAGAUUCUCCUAAGGAAGCAACAAUCGAUUUAAAACUUCCUAGGAGGAGCUUAAGUGUGCAGUUUACUUGCAACCAGUGCGGUGAAAGUACAAAAAGGCUUGUAAAUCGAGUAGCCUUUGAGCGAGGAACUAUUUUUGUUCAGUGUGCAGGGUGUUUAAAGCAUCACAAGUUGGUUGACAAUCUAGGGCUGAUAGUUGAGUACGACUUCCGAGAGGAGGAGAACAUGGACUUGGGUUCUAAUCAAGAUUGAUUUUAAAUUUCAAUUUAGAGUUUCUCGCUCUCAAGGUUUCUUCCAAAGUUUCAUCAUCAUAGAUUAAUCAAGAUUGAUUUUCAAUUUCAAUUUAGAGUUUCUCGCUCUCAAGGUUUCUUCCAAAGUUUCACUUCUCUAUGAUGAUGUUAUAUCGUACUGUGGAUUUUUUGUUCUAUAUUUUGGAUUUGAUUUCCACAUCUCUGUAAUAUCCUCGUAUUUUUGAACUCGACUUGGGAAGCUUCGAGAUUGUUCAACUACAUCAAGCGCGCUUUAGCGGUAGAUAGCCAUUAUUCCUCCAAUUUAGUUGGUUUC
Messenger RNA from Papaver somniferum (opium poppy), 856 nucleotides. Its product is annotated as DNL-type zinc finger protein-like. Gene Ontology annotation, cellular component: mitochondrion. Gene Ontology annotation, biological process: protein import into mitochondrial matrix; protein stabilization; protein folding. NCBI's taxonomy places the organism in Eukaryota, Viridiplantae, Streptophyta, Magnoliopsida, Ranunculales, Papaveraceae. The transcript has 4 exons. Gene Ontology annotation, molecular function: zinc ion binding; protein-folding chaperone binding. The coding region runs from base 44 to 544 and encodes 166 amino acids. The record is from RefSeq and is a predicted model, not a curated record.